Molecule: messenger RNA, 1911 nt
Organism: Pogona vitticeps (central bearded dragon)
Lineage: Eukaryota; Metazoa; Chordata; Lepidosauria; Squamata; Agamidae
Gene: CCN6
Product: cellular communication network factor 6
Biological process (GO): cell adhesion; positive regulation of cell differentiation; signal transduction
Cellular component (GO): extracellular matrix; extracellular region
Molecular function (GO): integrin binding; heparin binding
Source: RefSeq, a predicted model, not a curated record
AUGGUUAAACUAGAUACCCUGGAGCCAGUAAGGGCAGACACCCUGGCCAGACGCAACACCUCUGAAUCUGAAGCUUCCAUGCCAUCAACGAACCUAGCAGCUUCAGCGCUGAGGAACAUGCAGUGGCUCCUCAUCCCUGCCAUCCUAAUAAUUGCUCUUCCUCCACAGCUUUCUUGCAGGGUGCAGGGUGACCAGAAGCAGCACCAGCAAGGGGAAAAGGCUGGAGGAAAAGCUGCAGAAAGCCACGAGGUUCGUCAGCGCAAAGAGUUAUGUCACUGGCCCUGCAGGUGCCCCCGCAUGCCAAACUGCAGCCCUGGGGUCAGCCUAGUAAAGGAUGGCUGUGGAUGUUGCAAGAUGUGUGCCAAGCAGUCUGGGGAGCUCUGUAAUGAAGCGGAGGUCUGUGACCCUCAUAAGGGGCUCUACUGUGACUACUCAGCCGAUAAACCUCAAUAUGAAAGAGGAGUGUGUGCAUAUAUGAUUGCAGUAGGCUGUGAGCUCAAUGGUAUACAUUAUAGCAAUGGCCAAGAUUUCCAGCCCUCACCUUUAUAUAAAUGCCUGUGUGUAAAUGGUGCAAUUGGAUGUACACCUGCAUUCCUCCCUAAGUCAGCACCUAAUGAAUGUGCCACUCAGAAGAGUAGAAAGAAAUUGGCACAGUCACACUUCAAAUGUGGUUCAGGAAAAGCAAAGGAGCAACAGUCGACCGGUUACCGAUUAAUGCCAGCUUUCAGAAGUUUACCACUUGUUUUGAAGAAGAAAUGCUUGGUCCAAGCUACCCCCUGGACACCAUGUUCUCAAAGCUGUGGCAUAGGUAUAUCUGACAGAGUAACCAAUGAAAAUGCGAAAUGCAAAAUGAGGAAGGAAAAGAGACUGUGUUACAUUCAACCAUGUCAAGCAAAAUUUCCAAGGACACUUAAGAUCCCUAAAGGAAAAACAUGUCGCCCUACAUUUCAGCUUGCUAAAGCAGAGAAACUAGCAUUUUCUGGAUGCACAAGUAGACAACAAUACAAACCUACUUUUUGUGGAAUCUGCCUGGAUAAGAGAUGUUGCAUACCUAAUAAGUCUACAAUGAUUACAGUACAGUUUGACUGCCCCAAAGAAAGAAGCUUUAAGUGGAAGAUGAUGUGGAUUACCUCUUGUGUCUGUCAGAAGACAUGCAAUGAUCCAGGAGAUAUUUUUUCUGAACUCAGGCUUUUAUAGAAAAUGUGAAUGGUACUGUGGUAGAUCAAACAUUCCUCCAAGAUGUACGGUAACUUGGUCAUUUAAUUUGGCAACAUUGGCUAUUAGCAGUGCCUGAAAUUAAAAGUGCUGAAUGAAUUCAACCAGCUGUUUUUUUUAAAUACAAGAACUUGCUCCUCAGAAUUCUUAUUAUUACUGUAACAAAUUGAAGUAGCUGAUAAAUGGAUUCCCAUAUUAACCCAUUCAUGCCACAUUACUGGUCUGCCUCCAGUUUUAACUUUGGAUUUGUCAUAGUGUGAGGGCUUAGUGUGUGUAAGAGUCACCUCUCAGUUCUGAUCCCAGAUGCCUCCACACUGUACAGCUAUAACAACAGGGGCAUCUACAGGGCAGAGACAGAACUGAGGGCAUCCACCUAUCUGAUGAUUUUGUUUUUUCCUUCUGCCCAUUUAGUGGACUUAGCUUUUCUCCCAACCAGUAUCAUGCCUUGAUAGCUGUAAAUAUGUCAUUAUAAAUAUAAAAUUAGGAGACCUACAUCCUUUCAGAUAGCUCUAGUUUGCUGCAUGUAAUGUGAGGCUUUUGGCAUGUUCUCCAUAUAAACCAUGAGAAAAGUGCAUAUAUUUAGGUGAAAAGAUUCUUGAGGAUCUGUACUAGAUAUCCCAGUAUGCUCAUAGUGUGUAUACAGUAUGAGAUAAUGCAUUUAUAGUAGUUUGAGAAUGGUUAUUUCCCCAAUAAACA